Ectocarpus sp. CCAP 1310/34 is the source of this 1897-nucleotide messenger RNA. The record is from the annotation of a GenBank genome assembly. NCBI's taxonomy places the organism in Eukaryota, Phaeophyceae, Ectocarpales, Ectocarpaceae.
GGUAGGAGAAAGGGUAGAGAAGAACCACGGACUAACGAGCACCGCCGCUGGAAUUCAGAGAGCGGGAGAGUCCACGCUGUACGAUCCCUCCAAGGACGUCAAGACUCUGUCACCGUUGCCCCGUGGCAUUGUGAGAGAAGCAAGAGAGGCCACGACUCACCGCUGAAUCUCUCAACCUGUACCAGAAUUUUAGAUCUCGCACAGCCCAGCACACACGCCCACAGCGGUCGUGCGUUGCGUGUGUGUGGCACAGGCCUGCUUCGCAGCGAUCCGAGGCUUAAGGGACAGAGGGCGCUGCUGCGUGGGUAGGCGUGGCGAGACGGGGGGAUGGCACAACCAGGAGAAAAUGGCGGGCCCCCCGCGGUCCCUCAGAUCGCGCCCCUGGCGAAGUACAAGCUGGUUUUCCUGGGAGACCAGAGCGUGGGGAAGACAAGCAUCAUCACCCGGUUCAUGUACGACAACUUCGACAAGAACUACCAAGCGACCAUCGGGAUCGACUUCCUCUCCAAGACUAUGUACUUGGAAGACCGGACGGUGCGGCUUCAGCUUUGGGAUACUGCCGGACAGGAGCGUUUCCGCUCCCUCAUCCCCAGCUAUAUCAGAGACUCGUCGGUGGCGGUGAUCGUCUACGACAUCACGAAUCGGGCGAGCUUCCUGAACACAAGCAAGUGGAUCGAGGACGUCCGUAACGAGCGAGGGAACGACGUGGUGAUGAUGCUCGUCGGCAAUAAGACGGACUUGAAGGAGCGGCGGCAGGUGUCUGUAGAGGAAGGGGAGGACCGAGCUAAGGCGGAAGGCAUUAUGUUCAUCGAGACAAGCGCAAAGGGGGGCUACAACAUCAAGGCCUUGUUUCGGAAGCUGGCGACCGCGCUGCCCGGGAUGGAGACGGCACCUGCCACGUCCAACAACGCGAAUUUGAUCGACAUCAAGCUGUCGGCUGCCCCUCCCACAGAAGACGCGGCGAGGACGUGCGCGUGCUAGCGUUUUAGGCACGGGCGGCGCCCGUUUUGUCUGGAGCUUGAUCGCGGAAUGAGGGGCACGGAACGGUGUUACGGGGUGCCGAAUAUCUCGUGCAUCCUGAACGAAGCCAGAGUGGACGUCGGCCUGGCAGCGAAACCGGGUCGGACUGUUGGCAUGAGAGGCUCGCAGCCCGACGUUUACACCUUUCGCUUCGCUUUGCACGAGUAGGAGGGAGGCGGCGCUGGUGUGGUUCGAGUCAAAAGAAGUUGGUUCUUGAACAAAUGGAGGCGUUGCUGGCUUUCACAGUGCUGGCGGUGCUCGGGGUUUUCCUGCUAUGGCAAGUUGUCUGUCUUUUUUUUUUUGUGCGAUCGGGCAAAAUUCCGGGCAGGGCGAUGGCUAUUACUUCUGCUAGAUUUCGACAGUAGUCGCCUUGAAACAGAGACGCGAUUUCCCUUGUUUUUGUUGUCCUCGGCAUGGGGUUUGUUCUUUGGUUCUGUCUCUACUGAAUUUUGAAAAUGACUCAAUACGAUGAAAACAUCGGGAGAAUCCGACGAUUAGUCUUCGAAUCUUAUGUACCAGCGUAUGCAUUGCAGUGGCCCGACGCAUAUCUAUUAGGCGUGCUGAGACUGAGGGUGUCGUGGCGUACGCAAGACGAACACACACGGUCCCGGUCAUGAGGGGUUGCAGCAAUUUUCGAAAAGGAGGCAUCAAACGCGGUUCGGCGAGAUGAGAUAAAGUUUCUUGUGUUCGUUGGUGGCUUUUCAUUUAAUACUAUUAUCGGUCUACUGACACGUAUUGACCCGUGGGUUCGAAUUUCGGUGCAUCACGAACAACUGUUUUUUUUUUUCACAUCAAGCCAGCAUUAUGGUGUGGAAGGCGAUGACCGUGUGUAUACAACAUACAGAUGGCGCCCGCACUCAAGAACCUCUAGUUUCGG